Molecule: messenger RNA, 1524 nt
Organism: Chlorocebus sabaeus (green monkey)
Lineage: Eukaryota; Metazoa; Chordata; Mammalia; Primates; Cercopithecidae
Source: RefSeq, a predicted model, not a curated record
AGCCUCUAUGCCCGGAGCCCGGAGCUCCCGGCGGCUGGCGGUGCAGAUCUGGGGGCGCUGCCGGCUGUCCCCGGAGAGCCCACCCCCGGCUCCCUGGCGGCCCAGGUACCGCCGCGCCCCGCCCCUUGCCCCGCCCCUCCCUGGGGAGCCCCGCUUCCGGGCGGCCCCUGGCGGCGAAGGGGACGCUGCAACGCUGAGCGGGAGCGCGAGGAGGGAAGGGGUUUGGCAAGGGGCCCCAAAGAGGCCGAGACCCCGAGAGUGCCGGCAGCGCUCUUUAUCACGCCUGGAGGCUCCUGCAGAGUCCCGGAACCGCCCGAACCUCCAGAAAUGCAGGCAGGGUGCACUCCCCAGGGGGUACAACUUUGGCAGUGAGGACCACAGAGGUCCAGGGAGAACCGGAGACCCGAGGAGCAUGAAGGCACUCUAUGACACCACUGCCUACAAACGCAGGGGCCGGAAUGCAGUGACAGGACACUGCUGGGAGUAAAGGCUCUCAGCGCCUCCGUGGAGGGCUGCCUCCACUCCCAAUAUCGUGCGGGGGGACUAGGACGAGCCUGGUAAGUCAGUCACAGGAUAUCAGUUCUCAGAAUAGAAGAGAAGCCAGGUCUGGACAGCACCUGAUGAUGGUCAACUCUCAGCAUUUCCAAUUAAUCUUGGAAUGAGAGCCGAGGGCAAGAAGCCAGCAGUGCCUGAGGGAGGCUAAAGAGCCAACCGAUCCAGGGAAACAAAUGCCAGCGAGGGACCCCACAGCAAAGAGACAGACACUGUGAGCAACUCUCCUGUUACCAUGAGGCUUGCGAGGCGUGUGCGCGGGUCUCCGCAUUGGCACCAUCUGCCAAUUCCUCAGGAGGACAGAACAAACCAGUGAGGCAUGAAGAUUAGAUUAUGUAACGCUCGAGGAUUGCUGUUUUCAAAGAGGAAACAAAUGGAACGAAUUGAUUUGCUUGUCAAAGUCAUGUCACUAAAGGAGAUCUAUUCCCUCCUCUUCUAAAAGGACCUCAUUAAUGAGUGGAAUGAUUUCACAGAUUCAGAAAAUGUGAGACCACAAUCCACUCCAUUCAUGAGAGCAAGUCCACUUUCCAGAGUCACCCUCACACAUUCUAUUCUGGUCCCCCAGCCUGAAAAAAUGUCUAUCCAGCGACUACCUAAAGGGUACCGACCUGGUGAGGGACAUAAUUGUCAGUUGCUAGCCAUAAGAUUUAGAGCCGGAGGCCAGGCAUCAUGGCUUACGCCGGUAAUCCUAGCACUUUGGGAGGCCGAGGUGGGUGGAUCAUGUGAGGUCAGAAGUUCAAGAUCAGCCUGGCCAACAUGGUGAAACCCCGUCUCUACUAAAAAUACAAAAAUUACCUGGGCAUGGUGGCACACACCUGUAACCCCAGCUACUCAGGAGGCUGAGGAAUGAGAACCACUUGAGCCCAAGAGGCAGAGGUUGCAGUGAGCCAAGAUCACGCCAUUGCACUCCAGCCUGGGCAACAGAGUGAGACUCCGUCUCAAAAUAAAUAAAAAUAAAAAUCAGAACCUGUG